Messenger RNA from Aspergillus udagawae, 1122 nucleotides. It is a transcript of the gene trr1, whose product is annotated as thioredoxin-disulfide reductase TRR1. Gene Ontology annotation, molecular function: thioredoxin-disulfide reductase (NADPH) activity. Bases 1 to 1122 code for a protein of 373 amino acids. NCBI's taxonomy places the organism in Eukaryota, Fungi, Ascomycota, Eurotiomycetes, Eurotiales, Aspergillaceae. The record is from RefSeq and is a predicted model, not a curated record. Gene Ontology annotation, cellular component: cytoplasm. Gene Ontology annotation, biological process: removal of superoxide radicals. The transcript has 3 exons.
AUGGUGCACACAAAAGUUGUCAUUAUCGGCUCCGGCCCCGCUGCCCACACCGCUGCUAUCUAUCUUUCGAGAGCGGAACUCAAACCUGUUCUCUAUGAGGGUAUGCUGGCUAAUGGCACGGCCGCUGGCGGCCAGCUCACAACUACUACCGACAUUGAGAACUUCCCCGGGUUCCCCGAUGGCAUUGGUGGCGCGGAGCUGAUGGAGAACAUGCGCAAGCAAUCCAUCCGGUUCGGCACAGAGGUGAUCACCGAGACUAUCUCCAGACUCGACCUGUCCUCGAGACCUUUCAAGCUAUGGACGGAAUGGAACGAUGGCCCUGAUAAGGAGCCCGCUUGUACUGCGGAUGCCGUCAUCAUUGCCACCGGUGCCAACGCUCGUCGUCUUAACUUGCCUGGCGAGGAGACGUACUGGCAGAAUGGAAUCAGCGCCUGCGCCGUCUGUGAUGGUGCGGUGCCCAUUUUCCGCAACAAGCCCCUGUACGUGAUCGGUGGUGGCGACUCGGCUGCCGAAGAGGCCAUGUUCCUGGCCAAGUACGGCAGCAGCGUUACCGUGCUCGUCCGUCGUGACAAACUUCGCGCCAGCAAGGCGAUGGCCAACCGUCUGCUGGCUCACCCCAAGGUGACCGUCCGCUUCAACACCGUUGCCACCGAGGUGCUGGGGGAGAAGAAGGCCAACGGCCUGAUGACUCACUUGAGAGUCAAGAACACCGUUACCGGCGAGGAGGAGGUUGUCGACGCCAACGGUCUCUUUUAUGCUGUCGGUCACGACCCCGCCACCGCCCUCGUUAAGGGGCAAAUCGACCUCGAUGAGGAUGGAUACAUCAUCACCAAGGCGGGAACCAGCUACACCAGCCGCGAGGGUGUGUUUGCUUGUGGUGACGUGCAGGACAAGCGUUACCGCCAGGCUAUCACUAGUGCAGGAUCCGGUUGCAUUGCUGCUCUCGAGGCCGAAAAGUUCAUUGCUGAGGGCGGGGUCCCCGAGGAAGAGCCCGUCGCUGUAUCCGCUGAGAAAUCCGUCGAUAAGUCCGCUGUUCAGCCCGCCGCUCAGGAGGUCAACGGCGAAGUCAAGGAGGACAUCAACGGCGCCGUUCCAGAAUACAAGUCGAACCCUCUUCUCUAA